GGUUGAGGGGACAGUGAGAUCAAGGGGAGGACAGUGAGGUUGAGGGGAUGGGUGAGGCUGAUGGGACACCAAGAGUUGAGGGAGCCGAGUUGUUGACUGUAGUACCAACAUUCCACGUGGACUCCACAUUGAGUCCUGGUGGCUUCCUUUCCAAUCCAGCUCCCUGGCAAUACUUCUUGGGAGUCACAGGUGAUGGCCAGAACACAUGGGCUCCAGGUCCACAUGGGAAACCCAGAGGCUCCAGGCUCCUGGCUACCUGGCCAUGCUGGCAGUUACAGCUAUCUGGGAAGUGCUCUGUGUGUGUAUAUACAUUUAAACUCUGCCUUUAAAAAAUAAACAUUUUUUAAAAUAGCCUGCAAAUAUUGAAUCUUACCAAGUCCUUUCUUAGCUCCUAUUGGAAUUGGUCGAAGGUUUUGUUCUUCCUCUGCACAUGGUUUAAAGACCUAUGGGGGAGGGCCGCUCCUUGUCCCUCCUGGACCUGCACCCGGAUCCCCACACAGGCAUUGUGGGUAGAUCGGACCUGCAGCUGCUUCUGCCCUAACACUGGUGGGUGACAUCAAGGGGUCUCAGGGUUCUGAGCUGGCUUGUUUGCAGGACAUGCGUGGUGGGUGGGAUCCCAUGAGUCAUCGUGUUUAUAGGACCUGUGAGGCAGGUGGGAUCCUGUGUGUCCUGCCCAGGGCCUCCCAGGCUUCCCUUCAUCUGGCCCAGCUCCAGAGUCAGCAAGGGUGUGCACUGCAGUUAGUGGGAGCUUCUGCACCCCCAGUCAGGGGCCAGGUAGAGCCCAGCUUCAUUAUGAAUGACUCCCAGGCAGGUAGUUAACCUAUGAUCCCCAUCAUCCUUAGAGGGCCUAAUCUGCACCCCUGCCCCCAUGCACACUGCCGCCAGAUGGGCAGGUGCAGUAGUUACCCUUCGCAGGUUCAUGGGCUUCACCUCUCUGCACUGCUGCAGCUCUAAGGGACAGGACUGGGCUAGACAGGCCCACCGUGCCCUGAAGGCUUUUCUCUGCUGGAGGCACAGGAAGCCAGGACCAGCCUGGGUCCGGUUGUGAAGCCAGUUGGCCUGGUGUCCCCUGGUGCCUGCAGGCAGUGACCCUCUGUCUCUGGGCAGGACGAGAAGCACCAUCCACCAUGGUGAAGCUUGGCUGCAGCUUCUCCGGGAAGCCUGGCAAGGACCCUGUGACCCAGGAUGGGGCUGCCUCAGACAGCGCUCCUCUCAUCAGCCCUUUGGACGUAAGCCAGCUGCAGCCGCCCUUCUUGGACCAGGUGGUUAUCAAGACGCACACUGAAUACCAGCUGUCCCCGGACCAGGCCAAGACAUUUCCAGACCUGGAGGGCCAGAAGCUGGCCUGCAGCCAUCCGGAUGAUGGACGCAAGCUGCCCACCGCGAGGAUGAUCGCCUUCGCCAUGGCACUGCUGGGUUGCGUGCUCAUCAUGUACAAGGCCAUCUGGUAUGACCAGUUCACCUGUCCCGACGGCUUCCUGCUUCGGCACAAGAUCUGCACGCCACUGACCCUGGAGAUGUACUAUGCAGAGAUGGACCCUGCACGCCAUCGCAGCGUCCUGGCAGCCAUUGGCGCAUACCCACUGAGCCGCAGGCAUGGCACAGAGGUGCCGCUGCCCUGGGCUGAGAACCCGCGGGUUCCCAAGGAGCAGCGCAAGGCACCCACCACGGUGGUGGCAGUUGUAGCCACAAAUCCCCCCAGGAAGAUCUCGGCCAAGGGCGAAGAGGAGUUGUCGAUGAAGGAGCCCCCUGGCAGUGUGCUGCCCUCGCAGUGAUGCCUCAGUGAUUGGCGCUGCCUGGCAGCACCAUGCUCCUGUGCUCCACACAUCACUCCACGCCUGUGUUGGUGCUCCCUGGUUCCCCUCUGCCCCCACGGUUCCCCUGCUGAAGCCUGGCCUCUGUGGGCCUCUGUCUCCAUGGCUUUUCUGUGAAUAAAGACUGUGUUCAUCUGGCUGUUCCUCUCUGCUGAGCAUCCUCUCUGAGGCAGCUCCCGGUGGGUGGGGGGGCUGGGCUACCUGGAAGCAGGGGAUGGGGCCCCCAGCCCAGCUGCCAUCACUUGGUGCUGGGCCUAGGACCUCCU
This is a messenger RNA of Ochotona curzoniae (black-lipped pika), 2080 nucleotides long. RefSeq names its product calcyon neuron specific vesicular protein (gene CALY). NCBI's taxonomy places the organism in Eukaryota, Metazoa, Chordata, Mammalia, Lagomorpha, Ochotonidae. The transcript is spliced from 5 exons. The record is from RefSeq and is a predicted model, not a curated record. Gene Ontology annotation, biological process: G protein-coupled dopamine receptor signaling pathway; endosomal transport; clathrin coat assembly. Gene Ontology annotation, molecular function: clathrin light chain binding. The coding region runs from base 1128 to 1775 and encodes 215 amino acids. Gene Ontology annotation, cellular component: endosome; membrane.